GGCAAACAGAUAACUUGAGGGCAGAGAAGGGAGCGUUCUACAGGGAGCAGUGGCAUGGUGAAGAGCGCACCAGUGGCAGGAAGAGUCCCAGAAGAUGCUUUCCUUGGGACACCUGGAUUGGACUCCAUCUUGUCAAGACCUGGCUCCUCAGUCUGCUACAUACUAACUACAUACUACAUACUAACUACAUACUAGCUACAUACUAGCUACAUAGUAGCUACAUAGUAGCUACACGAGGCUACUGAGCACCUAAAAUGUAGCUUGUAUCACUGGGGGACAAAAUUAGAGUUAACAAAUAACAAGCAGGAAAAUGGCUGGGGAGGUGACUCAGAAAGUAAGGGCAUUUACUGUCAAGUCUGAUUGUCCACACUUGUCAUCCCUGGGACCCACAUGGUAGGAGAGAUCUGACGUCUACUGAUCCUCCCCUCCCACUAUAGUAAAAAUGCACCCCGCACAUACACACGCACACAGAAAAGGAAGCGAUUAUUUUUUUCAAAGCAACCCAGAAUUUUAUCUAUCAUACCCAAACUGCAGAAAAUAAUGAAAUAAUCCAGGAAGUGAAAGAAUUCUCUUCAGAAACCAUAGAAACAGGAAUGAAUUAUUCUGAGUAUUCUGAGAAAAACAAAACCUAGAGUUCUAUAUCCUGAGAACUUACCCUUCAAACGUGAAAGAAAAAUCCAGUUUCCCAUGAAGGAAUGUGUCUGCCUGCUUUGAAUAAACUGUAUAUUCUUCAGGGGAAGGAAUCAAUGAUGGGUAAUUAGGAUGUUCUUUUUUUUUUUUUUUGAGACAGGGUUUCUCUGUGUAGCCCUGGCUGUCCUGCAACUUACUUUGUAGACCAGGCUGGCCUCGAACUCAGAAAUCUGCCUGCCUCUGCCUCCCAAGUGCUGGGAUUAAAGGUGUGCGCCAUCAUGCCCAGCUUUUUUUUUUUUUUUUUUGAAGCCUCAGUUUCAAACACUUUUCAGAUAACACAUUUUGAGAGGGACAGAUUUUAUUUCUAACAGAAAAAGUCAGGUUGUAAUUGAUCACAAUUUCUCCUUUCACAUUGUAUUUCUGAGAGCUAGAGAUAUCUCAAUGGGCUACAGGAUAAUUUUCUUAGGAUGAAUAAUUUCCACACAUAAAAUGUCAUGAAUUGAGUAUGAUUUUCACUAAUCUGUAUUUUUAACAUUGAGGUACUUUCUGCUUCCUUGUCUUUAAAUGUUGGUCAGCUAGGAGCAUAAGUUAAAUAGUGUGACUAAAGAUGUAUUAAAACCUCCAUCAAAGCAGUAUUUAGCUGAGUGGCAUACCAGCUAGGAAAUGAUGAGACCCUAUCUGGACCAGCAGUACACACAUUUAGCUGCUAACAACACAGAUAUGUAGGCUCACCAAGCUAUUUCUUCUGGUUCCAUUCACAUGGAUUCUAGAACAGUUUAUAUUCUAAAACUCAAAAGCUGAGAAGAUGGCCUCAGGGUUCUUAGCACUGUCUCGAACUACAUAUGCUACGGCUGAGUUCCUACGUCUUCAGAAAUGGUCCCUUCUAGUUGCUGAGCAGCUGGGAGGAAAGUGCAUCCCUUGCCAACUGACUAUAUCAUCAUAGACCACCUCACAGUGGGCUCCUUCCGGGACAGUGAUGACACACAGAAAGCACUGACUGCUUUGUAUUUCCUUAGAAAUCAACCCAGGGCAUCCUCAAGGAUCAAUAGUAGGUAGCUGAAAAUCUGAACGAAAGGCAGAAAUUCUGUGCGGCCUAGAGAAUGAGAAAUUAGAGGUCAGGGAGGAGAGGCAGAGAGGAAAGAAGAGUCAAGAACAGUGAUGCUCUUCAUGAAGCACAGAAGGGCAACUGCUAAAGCCAAGAGCACUGAGGAGAAAGAGAACCAGACCACAGAGCCAGCACAAGUGACCACACAGGCUUCCAGAAUAUGCAGCGAAAAGACCACCACAGCAGAACUGAGAGCUGUCACCUCACAGCAACCCAUGGUGACAGACGCAGAGUGGUUUGGUCUGAGUGCCGAGGAACAAUUGGCCUGGGCUAAGAGUACUAAAGAUCCUCGGAUUGCAGUAGGCUCCUGUUCCCCACUAGAAAAGAAAAUUAAGUGUUUAGGUGGCACCCAUUCUUCAGGAGUGAGAAAACUGUUAGUCCAAAAGUUCCAACAGGAGAGUGAAACAGUUGAUAAACUCAAGACCGUGUCUCCUGACUUCCGGUUUGCUCAAGCAGAUGCCUACUACCAUCAACAGCAACAGGAAAUGAUCAGAGAAUCAUGGAAUUAUAAACCAGAGGCAGAAUGGGACGCUAACCCAGAAGAAGAGAUGAAGCCAAAAUGCAAAAAAACAGAGAACGGUAAAAAAUGGGACUAUCUAGUAACCGAGAGGGAGAUGAAUCACAUAGAGAAACAUAUCCACAGAGCUGAGCGGGCUAGAGGCCUGAGGGACCACAAAUACCGACUCAUCCCUCAGAACCUCUCAUGUGAAAUGCUUUCCCCAAAGCCAGAGGAUGAGAAGAAAAAAACUAUCCCUAUCCCGAGACCACAUAAAACAGUACCCAAAAAGCCGAAAAUGGCCUGGGCAAAGGAGCAGAUGAAGCAACAUAAAGACCGGAUGAUGAGAGCAAGAGUGCUCACCGAGCAGAGACAGGACCAAAGGAAGACUCCAAAGUUCACCAGCCAUGGCCACCCUCACUUGAAAUCAAAAGCGAAGAAAGAGGAAAAGAAAGAGUUUGAAAAAGUCAAAGCCUAUCCCAUCUUCCAGCCUUCCAAAGAAAAACUGAUAGAAGUAAUGGUUCUCAUGGAAAAGUCGAAAUCGGAAAAUGUGCAAAAACCGCUCCAAAGGGGAAUUCUGUGUAUGCCACCGUUUUUGAAAAGUCAACUCGAAAAAAAUAAAAAGCUUAAGCUAUGUCCUUGAUUAUUGUGAUUUCUUAGAUGAGCAUAUUUCAUAGUAAUGAGUACAAUGAACUCCUAGAAACCAGACAUUGAAGCGGGUGGGGGUGGGGGAAUGGCAGCUCUAGACACACAUACCUGGUGUUGUACACAGUCUGGUGGUGCUGAGACCUCAAGCCGUAUGGUUCCAUUUUUAUAGUCAUCUCUGGGCUAGGAAUAAGAAAUUUAAAUGACAGAAUGACAGCUUAUGGUAUAAGAUUGGCGGAGGAGGGUCUGUAGUAUUUUUUGGUGAUGGUUGCAUGCCCCAUUAAUUGAUUUGAAGACACCAUAUCAUACCCUAAUUGAGUUGGAUUGUGUGUAUACACUCAACCAAGCCGUUUUGACAGAAAAAGAAAGGAUUGCUAGUGUUUAGAGAACAAAGUCUACACUUCGUUCAAAACCCUGAAGGCAGAGCAGGGGAGACAUUUCAGCAGGCAAAAGUGCUUGUUACCCAGGGCUUGAGUUCAGAUGCCCAGGAUUCAUGUAAAGGUCAGUCAUAGGUGCACAGGUCUGUAAUCCCAGUAUUCUGAUCGCUAGACAGAAAGAAGGUGGAAAUUAAAUCCCCAGAAACCUUAUGAGCAGUAAGUAGUACACGGUACAGCAGCAAACAAAAGGGGGCAGGAGAGGCCUGGAACCCAAAGCUACGCUCGAACCACUAGAUGUGCACUGUGGUAUGCAUGUAAUCCAAACAGACCUGCCUAUGUGCGUGCACACAUAUCACAUACAUACACAAAAUAUCACAUAUACACACACAGACACAUACACAAAAUAUCACAUACACACAUAUCACAUAUACACAUACACAAAAAGAAAGAAAAUCUUGAAGGCGUUGUGGUAAUCGCUAAGAAAUUGGCAAGUGGUUUGGAUAGACUAAUGGAUACUAAAUAGGUGUCUGAGCAGUGGUCUGUGCAAGACGGUCAAAAAAGACCACGAGGGUAGUACUGAUUGGUUAAGAAUGGGGAAGGGGGGGGCGUAUUUUAGAAUUAAAAAUCCUGCAAAAUAUGGCAAAAAUGUUGGUACAAAAAUCCUAAGAUUUGUGAAAUAGUUUUUAGUAUAUGUUUUUAAAUGGCCCAUGAGCUGACCAAUGAUCAGUUAACAUAGAUCCAGUCUCUUGAAGUUUAGGCACAUAAAAGGUUUUGGGACUACUCCCAAUAUAUAUGCAUUAUCAUAUAAAGCACCAGAAUCAAACAGUGGGAGGGAACCAGGGAGGGGCAGACAUCAAUCAAGUAUGUAGACUUGCCAGAUGGCUCAGCGGUAAGAGCACUCACUGACUGCUCUUCCAGAGUUCGAUUCUCUGCAACCACAUGGUGGUUCACAACCAUCUGUAAUGGAAUCUGAUGCCCUCUUCUGGUGUGUCUGAAGACAGCAACAGUGUACUCACAUACAUAAAAUAAAUAAAUCUUUUAAAAAAAAAAAAAAGAAUGUAGACUCAAGGUAUAAAAGUUCACAUCAAAUAGACAGCAGUAUCCAUGAGAGCUCAUUUGGAAAGGAAUUGGUAAUAGUGGCAUAAUAAAAGGAAAUAAAACUUGAGACAUGUUAUUCAUGUAAUUUAUUUCAAAUAGCC
Messenger RNA from Mus musculus (house mouse), 4452 nucleotides. RefSeq names its product predicted gene 4275. The transcript is spliced from 3 exons. The record is from RefSeq and is a predicted model, not a curated record. The coding region runs from base 1789 to 2874 and encodes 361 amino acids. NCBI's taxonomy places the organism in Eukaryota, Metazoa, Chordata, Mammalia, Rodentia, Muridae.